AAUCACACACUAAAACACUAAAGAGACAAAGAUAAACAAACUAAAACAAGAACACCUUCCAAGUUCUUCUCUUCUUUCAGCUUCGAUGGCAAUGGCUCAAAUGGAUAAGAAUAGAAAGGUCGCUCACAAGGGCUUUGAAAUGCUCGAUAUGUACCUUCCUUAUCUAUUCCCGAAACCUGAGUCAGAUAUAAAAGAACCUGUUGUUUCUCACCCGACGGAACAUAUCAAAUUCUUUGGUGGUGCACGUCCUUUUGUUGGCAAUCCCAACCGGGCUGAGAGGCAAAAAGGACGCCCUAUUAACUGCGACGAGGCGGUCAGGCUCUAUGGUGGGGUGCUUACGAAGGAGUUUCGUAAUCGUAAGUAAGCAGCGGUGUAAGAUGUCAAGCUAUGUUUGAAGAUGCAUGCAUGGGUGGUGAGUUUGUAUAUAAGUAAGUGUGGUAAUCUUUAUUUCUGCUUUCGAAGUGCAGACCAACACAUAUGCUGGAGCUUGUUGUAACGGUUUUGAGUUGGAUAAGCUUUAGAUUAAAAACAAGUGUUUGUGUCUGUUAUGUAUUUAGAAGUACUAUAAGUUGAAGCUUGUAUAAUGUCACGGUGCUAUGAUAUGUGUCUGGCCUCUUUGUAACAUAAAUAAACAUGUAUUAAAGACU
Capsella rubella is the source of this 647-nucleotide messenger RNA. RefSeq lists its product as uncharacterized. The transcript has a single exon. Lineage: Eukaryota; Viridiplantae; Streptophyta; Magnoliopsida; Brassicales; Brassicaceae. Bases 86 to 364 code for a protein of 92 amino acids. The record is from RefSeq and is a predicted model, not a curated record.